Molecule: messenger RNA, 1821 nt
Organism: Zasmidium cellare ATCC 36951
Lineage: Eukaryota; Fungi; Ascomycota; Dothideomycetes; Mycosphaerellales; Mycosphaerellaceae
Exons: 5
Coding region: 1-1821 (606 amino acids)
Source: RefSeq, a predicted model, not a curated record
AUGAAGCAAUCUGUGUCCAUCUUGAGUGCAGCCCUUUGUAGCGCACUCACUUACGGGCAGAGCAUCGUUUCGACUGGCAGAACAUUGACGCUCAAUGGCAUCCACUACUACGUACCAUCAACAGCUACUGGCAAAGUGGCUGGCUGUAGAUACAAUUCAUCCCUCGAUGAUUUGGCUCCCAUCACGGUAGUCAACCAUGGCCGUCCAUCCUUCGGCACGAACGACCUGGAACAAUUGCAAACCAAUUUUACGAGCAUCGACGACGUCUUUCAGACCGAUUUCCUUCGAGGUAUGCUCACUCAACUCAACCCUAUACGGCCCAACGACACUACCAUACCUAAUGGUCCCUACUUCAUCUCUUCUACAGGCUCGCUCUAUCAAGCCUAUAGGCUAUACUCAGACACGCAAGGUGCCUUCACAGAGACCGCCAUCCCAAGUGCCCAAAGAUCUUACGCCGUUCUGCCUGCGAACAUCCCUGGACAAUCUCUCGCAGUAGCAGUACCCUCCCGACUGUACUUCACCAGGACAGCGGAGAAACCCCUCGCAGGUGUCCGACUCGGCGUCAAGGACAUCUUUGACGUUCAAGGGCUGAAGACGUCCAACGGCAAUCGGGCAUGGUACCAUCUUUAUCCUGAGGCGAACAAGACUGGACCGGCUGUACAGAAUCUGCUAGAUGCUGGUGCCGUCUUCGUUGGUAAAAUGAAGACGAGUCAAUUUGCUGUGGGUGAAACGGCGACGGCGGACUGGGUUGAUAUGCAUUCGCCUUUUAACCCACGAGGAGAUGGAUAUCAGGACCCUUCGUCGUCCUCUGCUGGACCUGCUGCUGGCACAGCUUCAUACCCCUGGCUUGACAUCGCUCUGGGAAGUGAUACCGGGGGAAGCAUACGCAGUCCAAGCCAAAAGAACGGUGUCUUUGGCAAUCGACCUACCCACGGCCUCGUAUCCCUCGACAACGUGAUGCCCCUAUCCCCAGAAUUCGACACAGCAGGCAUCCUCACCCGCGACCCACUCCUCUGGAAAACCGCCGCCCAAGCCCUCUACGGCACCAACCUCACCACCCCACCACCAAACUCCCACCCAACCAAAAUCCUCCUAACCGACUACCCCCCAACAAACUCCACCCCGGAAACAACCACCCUCCUAGCAACCUUCCUCCACAACCUCACAACCCACCUCAACGCCACCACAACCCCCUUCAACCUCUCCGCCUCCUGGGCCGAAUCCCACCCGACCCACCCAAACUUCGCAACCUACAUCUCCACCACCUACGACACCCUCACCUCCGCCUCCCAAUCCCGCCUCGUCCGCGAGCCCUUCUUCGCCGCCUACGCCACCGCCCACGCCAACCGCACCCCCUUCGUCGACCCCGCCGCCCUCGUCCGCUGGUCCGUAACCCAAAAUCUCACCGCCCCUGCCCUCCAAAGCGCCCAAGCCAAAAAAUCCAACUUCGAAUCCUGGUUCACCUCCUCCAUCCUGCGGAACGACUGCUCCACCCUCCUCCUCUACAUCCACUCCCUCCCCACCAAGCCCACCUACCGAGACACCUACCUCUCGGGCGUGACGGCCCCGGCGGCGUUUUCGACUUCCAGGAUCUCGCCGAUGGCGGGGGUGCCGGAUUUCGUGGUCCCCGUGGGGGAGGUGGAGUAUGCCUCGCGGGUGACGGGCGGAAGGGAGGUUUUGCCGGUGAGUGUGGAUUUUGUGGCGGGGAGCGGGUGUGAUGGGUGGUUGUUUGGGUUGGUGGAGGAGUUGGUUGGGAAGGGGGUUGUGAAGGCUGUGAGGGAGGGGAGGAGUGUGGUUAGUGGUGGGGAGGUUUUGUUUUAG